CCGCCCUCCGCUGCGUCUUCUAAAUACGUCCUUCCGGCUGUUUCUUCCUUUCUCUUUUUCGCCGCCAUCCUGCUGUGUGCUGCGCGCUGUUAAUUGACCAUGUCUUCUCACAAGACUUUCAGGAUCAAGCGAUUCCUGGCCAAGAAACAAAAGCAGAAUCGUCCCAUUCCCCAGUGGAUUCGGAUGAAAACUGGUAAUAAAAUCAGGUACAACUCCAAGAGGAGGCACUGGAGGAGAACCAAGCUGGGUCUCUAAGGUGUCCCACAUCACGCGAUGACACACCUAAUUGGCACCACGUAUUUAAUUAAGCUACUUGAGGAUCAUGUGUUCUAUUCCAUCACCCUGUAAACACCUUUCUGCCUGGCCAAUAGAUACCAUUUAUCAGCGAAAGAUUUUUCUGUUACUAUAGCUCUGCACCAGCGAGUUGGUUUGGUAAUAAACGUGAGGCCUUUGAGCUGUA
Molecule: messenger RNA, 460 nt
Organism: Neogale vison (American mink)
Lineage: Eukaryota; Metazoa; Chordata; Mammalia; Carnivora; Mustelidae
Gene: RPL39
Product: ribosomal protein L39
Exons: 3
Coding region: 100-255 (51 amino acids)
Biological process (GO): translation
Cellular component (GO): ribosome; cytosolic large ribosomal subunit
Molecular function (GO): structural constituent of ribosome
Source: RefSeq, a predicted model, not a curated record